Messenger RNA from Cannabis sativa, 1121 nucleotides. RefSeq names its product heavy metal-associated isoprenylated plant protein 39. The record is from RefSeq and is a predicted model, not a curated record. NCBI's taxonomy places the organism in Eukaryota, Viridiplantae, Streptophyta, Magnoliopsida, Rosales, Cannabaceae. The coding region runs from base 331 to 765 and encodes 144 amino acids. The transcript has 3 exons. Gene Ontology annotation, molecular function: metal ion binding.
CAUGAGAUGAGACUUGAUGAGCUUAUAACCAAAAAUCAAUUCAUAUAAAUUUCAAUAAAACAUUUUCUUGCCUUAGUUUGACUUGAAUUUAGCCCUUUUAUAUAUAAAUAAUCAAACUUUAGUUCUUUGGUCAUUAAUUCCCAACUUUCUCACAACAAAAGAAAAGUCUCUGUUUUUCUCUCUCUCUUUCCAAGAGCUUUCCUCUUCUUCAUCUCUCUUCUUCUUGUUCUUCUUUUUCUUCAUUCUUCAAUUCAUUUUAAACAAUCUUUCAUUUACUAUUAUUUACUUUCUCAUCAAAUCAAGUCCUUAUCAAAAACCCAAGUGAAGAAAAUGAAGAAAGUAAUAGUGAAAUUGGAUUUACAUGAUGAUAAAGCUAAGCAAAAAGCUCUCAAAAAAGUCUCAACUCUUUCAGGCAUUGAUUCGAUUUCUAUGGACAUGAAAGAGAAGAAGUUGACAGUAGUGGGUGAUGUAGACCCAGUUGAAGUGGUGAGCAAAUUGAGAAAAACUUGGUUCACAGAGAUUGUAUCAGUGGGACCAGCCAAGGAAGAAAAAAAAGAUGAGAAAAAACCAGAAGAGAAGAAAAAAGAAGAAGAAAAAGAAAAAGAAAAGAAAGAUGAAAAAAAACCAGAUGAAAAAAAGCCUAUUGAUGAUAAACAACAAAUUGCAGCUCUUGUUAAUGCCUAUAGAGCUUAUAAUCCUCACAUGACUCAAUAUUAUUAUGUCCAAAGUAUAGAAGAAAAUCCAAAUGCUUGUGUUAUUUCUUAGUUUAAUUAAUUAAUUACUUAAUUAAUUACCUUUUAUUUGUUAUGUAUACAUAUAUAUAUAUAUUUAUUAUAUGUGAUGCUUUGUGAAAUUUUUGUUGAACUUUGGUGAUUUUCCAAACACCCUUUUUUUUAGGUGACAUUUUUCUUAUAUUAGGACUUUUAUUUUUGUUUGGUGAGGGAUUUUUGUAUUGGUAGAACUAUAUUUUGGGACAAAUUAUUAAAAGGGUUUUUUUUUUUUUUUUGGUUUGUGUAGUACAUAUAAUUCUUCUUCUUCUUCUUCUUGCUAUGAAAUUAUUGGAGGAUGUCAUUAAUGUAUACUAUAAAUUAUUGAGUAAUAUUAUUACUAUAUUUAUAUUC